Molecule: messenger RNA, 544 nt
Organism: Folsomia candida
Lineage: Eukaryota; Metazoa; Arthropoda; Collembola; Entomobryomorpha; Isotomidae
Exons: 2
Coding region: 83-463 (126 amino acids)
Source: RefSeq, a predicted model, not a curated record
GGCUACCGUAACCCAAGCUUUUCCAAUCAGAUCGAAAAUAUAGCUCAAUCUCAUCGUAUGCUCACCUCAACUCAUUAAAGUGAUGGCGAUUAUUAAAGGAAACCCAAAGUUAUUGAUAAUCUUGAGCAGUUUAGUUUUCAUACUUGCAGGAAUACACGCUCAGCUGCAAAAUGAGACUUCAUCUUUCGAAAGUGCUCCUCAGAGGCAGUUGGAAGAUGAGGAUGACGAGACUACCACAAUACCUCCAGUGACCGUGUCCCCGGAACAGAUCUACACCAAUCUGAACACAGCUUUAAACGUGACCUCUGGAAUUGUCCAAGACAUUAUUUGCCGAAUCCCAUUUCUGAGGCUAUGCGAGGGUGCUUCAGGUCUCAAACUGCCCACGUACCCGAUUCCUCCCUCCACUAUGCCAACCACACCCAGACCUCAGCCGACUACCCCAGCAAGAGUAGUAGUAGGCUAGUCAUGGUUUCAAAAUUUCACUGAAAUUGUUGUCCGCAUUGAAGACUCCGCAAUAAAAAAUGUCAUGAUUAUGCAUAGCUCA